AUCGCUCUCGUAACUGUAUUCUCAAACGUGAUACUCUUCCUCGCCAUUGUACUGCCGAGCAGCAGGAACAGAACCGCUCAUAAAUCCUAUAGGACAUUUAUGUUUAUGAGCUCCAUGGCUGUCUCUGACAGCAUUCUUGGAGCGCUAGUUAUGCCCCUGUCAGUUGUACCAAUAAUACUGAACGGAACAUGGGACCUCGGGAACGUCACGUGCAGUGGCUACCUGGCCGUAACAAAUAUUGUGUGUUCCGUGAACGCUUGUCACAUUUUGUGCAUGGCCGUCGACAAAUACAUCGCGGUGUGUAGACCUUUACAGUACAGGUUGAUGAAGAAAAGAACUAUUCAAUUUAUGAUCUGCGCUUCGUGGCUUUUUCCUAUCGCUUUGACUUUGUUACUAAAAAUUAAUGGAAUUGACAAUAUGGGUCUGGAGAUGAGAUACAAGGGGAUGUUGGAGGAGAGCAACUUUUGCUUUAACAACUCUAGCAGAGAAGUAUUCGUCUCCUAUUUAAUCCUAUCGUUUUAUGGUCCCAUAAUCGUGACCUAUAUUUUGUACGCGCGAAUAUUUAAAGAAAUUUGGAGUUUGAACAAUCGCUCCCCACAAUAUCGUCUCAAAAAACCUUCAGCACUUUCAAAUUCAAAGGAAAAUUUGACAACAGAUGUCAACGUCAUAGGCAUCAAAAUUUUAUCCGACAUGACAUCGGGUUAUGUUGCAGAGCCCAAUUCGGGACAAUCUAAUUACACGAUCGACUCAGAUACCAACAGAGUCAGGAAUAAAAAAACGAAAAUAAAAAAUAGUGAGCGCCCUUCAACCGAUUCUCGAAUACCUCGUCAUAUCUCCCGACACAUGAGGGCCAUUCGAACCAUUGGAUGCAUCGUUGCGGCCUUUACCGUCUCCUGGAUUCCGACGUCGCUGUAUCUGGUCACCAUCAGGUACAUUGGAUACGAACAACCGAUGUGGUCUAUUUUACUC
Molecule: messenger RNA, 969 nt
Organism: Lymnaea stagnalis (great pond snail)
Lineage: Eukaryota; Metazoa; Mollusca; Gastropoda; Lymnaeidae
Source: the annotation of a GenBank genome assembly